Messenger RNA from Monopterus albus (swamp eel), 1287 nucleotides. RefSeq lists its product as uncharacterized. NCBI's taxonomy places the organism in Eukaryota, Metazoa, Chordata, Actinopteri, Synbranchiformes, Synbranchidae. The coding region runs from base 180 to 731 and encodes 183 amino acids. The transcript has 2 exons. The record is from RefSeq and is a predicted model, not a curated record.
GUGGAGGCUCUGGGCGGGACUGACAGCGGUACUCUCCUCUGAUUGGACAGCAGGUCUGUCUCGCAAUAAUUAGUGCUCAAUGUUGUGCUACUGAACUUGCAGCAUAUCCAUGCUUAACAUAGGUAGUACCUUUGUCAGAAUACUACGUGUAUCUUUAGCUUGCUGCUGAGCUAAUAUUCAUGGCAAAGAGACGCGCCGAGGACACUGUGCUGGACGAGUCCCCGUCCAAAAGAUGUUGCCGUUCACGUUGUAGCGUUGACAUGCAGAUGGAGAGCAUGUCUUCGACGCGGGCUGUGAGCCCACCGUCCCUGCUGGCUUUGUUCGGCAACCGCUGCAGAAAGAGGCCAUACCACUUCGAAGACCCAGAGAAACAAGAAGCAGCAGCAGGUCUUUGUCAUAAGCCCAAACACUGCGACACUAGGAAGCCUGCUUCCAGUGUUUUGUCGCUGCAGACUUCUGGAAGUUUCCAGGACCGUGGCAGCUCCAGCGCCCGAACAACCAAGAAGAAACAAGCUCGGAAGGACUGCGUGGGUUCAGAGACCGUUGUCUCUAAAACUAAUGAUGGCGCUGAAGCAGACAAAAACCCUGAAGACUGCUCUUACAACUCCUUCCAGUACUGGAGGGUCCCACUGCCUGAACUUGACCUUUCACUGCUAGAAGACAAUGACCAUUCCCAAACAAAAGACAAGUCAAAAAUCAAACACUCUUCUUCUGAUGCCAUGGAGACAUGAUGGGUGCAGUGAGUCUGUUCUAUGUAGUCCUGACAUCAGCAGGCAGGCAUGAUAAUGAAAAUUUGAUGCUCAUCAGCAGGUAGACACAUCAAAAGCACACUACGGUUGCUUAAAAUGCAUCCAGGUUGGAUGCAACAGCCUGAUGUCACAAACCUGUCAGUGUGGCCCUGUCAGACUGAUACAAGCUGUAGUGAGUCUGUGAGCCUCAUGCCACUGCAAGAUCUCCAUCACUUAACAGUGGGUGAAGCAACAGGGAGAUCUGCACUGUAACUAUGCCGUUGUUUCGGUGGUGAGCAAGCAGGUGGAAUUUCUCUAAACAUUUGUGAAGGGAUGUCCAUCCAUCCUUUAAUUGUAGAUUAUCCUAAAUGUUUGUUUAAUUAUAUGCAUUGUGUGAAGUAUUUUUAUAUAGCCUGGUGUACAACAUUGCCAGCAGUGUUUUGUUUUCUACUGAAUCCCAGUAAUAUUUUAUAAGCAUAUGUGAAUAAUGUUAAAGCAACAGGGUGUGCACAUAUAGUAAUAACUCUAUAUUUCUUUGGCAAUAAAACCAUUGUCUGUA